Messenger RNA from Podarcis lilfordi (Lilford's wall lizard), 22840 nucleotides. Lineage: Eukaryota; Metazoa; Chordata; Lepidosauria; Squamata; Lacertidae. The record is from the annotation of a GenBank genome assembly.
AUCUCACCCAGAGAGCUAUGAAAAAGGUCAAGAGCGGCGCGCUUUCCUUGCUCGUGGGGUUAUUCCGGGAGGAGUCGCUUGCAAGAACAACAACGAGAGAUAAGAAACCUCUUCCCCUUUGGAGGAAGUCAUAGCAACGUAGGAAUCAUGGGGGAGUUGGAAGGGACCUCCAGAGGUCAUCUAGCCCAUCCCCCGGGCAAUGCAGGAAUCUGAACCAACGCACCCACGGGCAGGUGGCCAUCCAACAAACAGGGGGCAAGGCAGGAUUUCCAUGUAACUUCACGGCGGCUGCAAAGCUCUCACCGCCGAAGAAAAGGCAGCCGCAGGUGCGGAAGUCAGCGCGAUUCUCCGCGCCGCAAACCGCCCUGGGAUCUUGGGGCGAGAGGCGGCGUCUCGUAAGUUCAAUCACGAAUUGAGACCCAUCAGAGGCGACGAAGAGCCCAGGCGCGCUGCAGGAAGCCCGUUCCGUCCGGGGCUGGCUUGGAUGCCCUGCCUCGGGGCUCCGCGGGAGGCGGCGCUGCGCGCUUCUGCGCGCGUCCUAGGAGAGGGCGGCGUGCUUCUCUGCGCGCGCGCACGCGGGGCGGGGCGCGGAGCGAAGUCUGUCGCCGUCGGGGAAGGUGCGCAGCGCGGCGACCUCGCGUUUUCCGUGCCCGUGGAGAGACGGUGGGUGCGGGUGCGUCAAGUCCCGGGGGAGUCGGCAGGGGCCUCCCACCUCUUUCCCCUUCGCGCAGAAAACGGCGCCUCCAUCCCCCCCCCCAGCCUCCCGCUCACUUGCGCGCCUCGCCGCAAGAUCCCCUCGGGGACCUUUGCCGCGAGUGGGAAGGCGGAGGGGCGCAAACGCGUCGCUGGAAAAGGAGCCCCGACUGGCCGCUGCGCCGGUGCUCCGCGGGGGCUGGAGGGCCGCCUUGCGCGCCUUGGCUGGAGAAGCGCCCUUGCCCGGAGUGGGAGCUGCUUGCCCAAGGAACCUGUCCGAUUGCGCAGGCCGUGGAAGUUGGACUCGGGCGCUGCCUUGCAUAGCUAGCGAUUACCUGCUUAUGAAAGCAGUGGCAUGAGAGGCAGUGAACGUGUCAACAGGCCCCUAAACCAGCUGCUCCUUCUUGUAUCUAAGCACCCCUUGUAGCUUUCUUUGCGCAGGGUCGAAGUUUAUUUACGUUGACCAAAGACAGUUCCCGUAUCCAGUCAGAGAGAGAAAAGGUAAAGUUUUUAGCAGCAGCAACCUCUCUUUUAAAGGUAAAGGGACCCCUGACCAUUAGGUCCAGUCGUGACCGACUCUGGGGUUGCGGCGCUCAUCUCACUUUAUUGGCCGAGGGAGCCGGCGUGCAGCUUCCGGGUCAUGUGGCCAGCAUGACUAAGCCGCUUCUGGCGAACCAGAGCAGCGCACGGAAACACAGUUUACCUUCCCACCGGAGUGGUACCUAUUUAUCUACUUGCACUUUGACAUGUUUUCGUAUUGCUAGGUUGGCAGGAGCAGGGACCGAACAACGGGCGCUCACCCCGUCGCGGGGAUUUGAACCGCCGACCUUCUGAUCAGCAAGUCCUAGGCUCUGUGGUUUAACCCACAGCACCAGGAGCUGUUAAUGUACACUGAGAGGGUGGUCUACACUGGCUCUGUUAUCCUCCACAAGUAACUUUUGAAGGAUUUCUUCUUUUUUGAAAAGGCAUUUGCUUUGAAUGAUUUUUGGGUUUGCUUACAGAACAUUGCAUGUUAAGAUGGCAUCUGUCAGUGAUCGGGAAAAGGUCAGCUCUUGGAACACUUUGGUGCUCCCAGACCUACCCAGUGGACCGCUGGAUGCCUACCGGAAGAAAGCAUCCUUCAACUGGAAAGAGAUGGCACUCUUCGUAGAGGAAGAAGAUCUCCUCCGUUUUAAAGUAAGGCUUAGAAUAAUAUUUCUUUUAAAACGAUGUUGCAAAUUAAACACAAUCUGCCAUAACCCCCCUUAAAGUAUCCAAUAUGUACCAUUAAAUUCUGGUUCCUGUGAGGCCUGACUGGCCAAGGGAUUCACAUGGCCAGGGAUCUUUUCUUAGGUCAAGAGAGCCAUGAUCCUUGAUAAACAGGGAUUUGAGGUGUUUUUGUUUUUGUCAGUGUAAAUGGCCGUCCAGUAAGUUACUUUACAUUUUGAUAGGACUGUGCAUGAUGUUCAUGCUUAAAGGGUUUUCCAUCUUGGACUGGGUAAAAGCAAUAUUCUCAAAAAUAUUGGAAGCCUUUUGAGGAGGGGAUAGAUUUCUUUUGUAUUGUGUUUUUGAUCUGGAGGAAAACCACACAAUUAUAUUGGUAUAAAAUUGAAAUUAUCCGCUUCUUUAUCAGAUCCAAACUUCUACUGCUUUUAGUGCAGUACAUGAAAUGCAAUAUCUAUAAUAAUGAUUUAAAGGGCUUUUAAUCAGUGAGGCAACAUUUGGAUGUGAACUUAUGUAAUAUUGCUUUUAAGAUGGUUGACAUUUAUUAAGUUUUAAACGGCUUCCUGAUUGUCCUUGUCCUUGUACAUUUCUUAUGGCAUAGGGAAAUGACUAAAUGUGUUAAUAUAUAAAAUAUGAAUACUUGAGUUCAAUGAUAAAUUCAAAUCUGACGUUCAGCUAUUCUGAUGUGUUUCUUCCAUGAAGAACAGAAUAUUCUCAGCUCUUGAAAAUGACCCUCUCUUUGCUCGUCACACUGGAGAAGAAUUACCUCUUGAGAAAUACCGUGAACUAACCUUCCUCCGCUGUAGGAAACUCUUUGAAUAUGAUUUUCUACGGCUAGAAGACAUAAUUGAGAAACCAUUAAAAGUUGUAGCGCUGAUUACUUGCCUGGGGAUGUAUGACUGGUCUCUAGGAGCCAAAUAUUUGCUAAAUUCCCAGGUAUGUACAAUGCAGGUGUAAGCUCUUUUAUAGAUUUCCUUAAAGACUCAAGCCUACUAGCAAAGCAUUCCAUUUUUAUUUUGGAUAAAUAUUUUUGGAGAUUGCAUCUGAGCUGCUCUAUGUACGCUUUUGAUUUAGAGGCUAUAGUGGCUUGACACUUUUUUUCACGUGGUAAUUGUAGUGAAAACUUCAUUGCUUGAACAUACACCCUCCACAAUAGUCUAUUGAUAUUUGUUUUUAAUUUCUUUUUGCUUUUAAAUUGCUUUUCACUUAUUAUUAUUUCACUUAUUAUUACAGUCAUACCUCUAGUUGCGUUCGCUUCAUGUUGUGGAUUUUGGGGUUGCAAACGUGGCAAACCCGGAAGUGUAUACACAGCGUUCUGUGCACUUCGCACAUGCGCAGAAGUGCUCUAUUGCACUCCGCACUUGCGGAGAAGCGCCGCUCUAGUUGCAGACUUUUUAGGGUGCGAAUGGCACCCCGAAACGGAUUGUGUCCGCAACUAGAAGUACCACUGUAUCAUUAUUAUUAGUAUUGAAUUUAUAUACCACCCUAUACCCGGAGGUCUCAGGGUGGUUUUAGGAUGUUAUUCUUGUUGGAAAACUAGCCCCCUCGGGAGAGGCUGGCCUCUCUCCCCGCUCCCGGAGCUUGUUUACCGGUGAUCUUCCUCUGGCUGGCAUCCCAGACAGACCAGGGAGAUCUUGAUAGGCGACAUCUCCCAGUGGGGAAGAUGCACACCCCCUUCUCCCCUUUCACAGGGGAAAGAAGAAUAGUCAGAAAGUCCUUUUACAUCUUGUUUAUUUCUGACUGUACAACUCUACAGAAAACAUGUCCGAUCAGUUCAAACUUCUCCAAGUAAGUGACUCAGACUUCCUUUACAAACGCAACAGGAAGGUCUCAUAUUACACACGGAACAAAGCCUUGUGUAUCCCGUGAACUGCCUGGAAGAUUCUUUCCCAGGACUAGCCACAUCAUGUGAUGUAAACAAGCUGCCAGUUUGCAGCUGCGAUGUACUCAUAUUGUAACAAUUCUUUGGUUUUACGGUAUAUUUUUAUAUAGUUGUAAACCUUUGUGAUAUGUUUUUAUGAUACAGUGGUAUAUAAAUAUUUUUAUAAAUAAAUAAAUUUAUAAAACUGGUAUCAGAAUUAUAAACCAUUAUCUCAUCAUGUCAUCUAAUCAUCUAACUGUGAGAAAUGAUUAAACUACUGUUUCUCUACUUUUAUAUAAACCAUUUCCCUGUGUUGAUACAGAGCUUGGUCAGAUUCUGAUUGAAGCUAACAGAAUUGCACUGUCUCCUUUGGGUUUAAGCUAAGCUGGUUUUUGUCAUACAGGGAGCAAAGCAGACAGUCUACAAAACCUCCUAGUCGCUUACAGCAGUGAUCUGAGCUGGCCAAGAAACCUUUAGGGUUAAGAAGCACCUAAUGGUGUAAAGAGUUAUGUAGCAUCUUCCUAAAGUUCUCCCUUUUGGACAGACACGGAUGGUGAACAGGCAGAAUUCCCACCUGACAUUCCAUUACUGUUUUUAUUAUCAGUUGCUUGUUGCCUAAAAGCAGGGCAUUUUUUCCGGGGGAACUUACAGGAACACUGUUCUGGCACCUCUCAGGUGGGCGCCAUUACCAUUCUAAGAGAACGAGGGAGGUGUUCAUGGUGAGUUCCGGCAUCUCUUUUUCUAGGAAAAUAGCACUGCCUGAAAGGUCUCCAAGCAACUUACUUUAAAAAAAAAAUAAAAAUGCUUAGGUCUGGCAGAUGUUUGGGCUUCUCUAAACCCUUUUAAACAAGUAGUAUCAUUAUUCUGACAGCAGUGGGCAGCAGUGCCUUGAACACAAAAGUCCUGAUGAAUAGGAAGAACAAACUCUCCCCAGCUUCCCAUUAGGAGGAGGAGGAGGCAGGAUGGGAAGACCUGAAACAUGGUAUGUCUCCUGGUAUGUCCCACAGAGGACCUUACGGUCUUCAAACAAAAACAUCUUGGAGGUCCCGGGCCACAGGGAGGUUACGCUGGCCUCAACCAGAGCCAGGGCUUUUUGGCUGUGGCCCUGAUCUGGUGGACCACUGUGGACCACUGUCACAAGAGACUAGGGCCCUGCGGGACUUGACAUCUUUCCGCAGGGCCUGCAAGACAGAGCUGUUCCACCAGGCCUUUGGCCAAGGCACAGCCUGACCCUCUCCUUUGGUAAUCCUCACAGAACUCUAGCCCAAUGGUUGCCAUUAAUUUGAUUUGAACUGAUUUUAUAACGAAUUAAUUUUAGAAUGCUGUAUUAUUUUACUGUUAGCCGCUCUGAGCCCGGCUUUGGCUGGGGAGGACGGGAUAUAAAUACAAUAUUAUUAUUAUUAUUAUUAUUAUCAUCAUCAUCAUCAUCAUCAUCAUCAUCAUUAUGGCAGUGGAAGGAUUUACCUCUAUAUCCUCACUAGAUCUUUACCAGAGCCUUUGCGUGUCAAAGGUUGAAAACGAACACAUUCCAUGUUUGAUUUUAUUGUGAUUGUCAAACUUACUCAACAGUUCAAUUCAGCCUCAUCACCCUUUUGGGAUCAAUGGAUGUGUCCUGGGGACAUGUUUUAUUGGCUCCUGCCCUUCUUUUCAUGUUGGGUGUGUGAUCACAUGCAUACUGGGUGUGGCCAACACAUCCUUUUGGGAUGGAGUGGUUCUGGUCAUCUUGAAAGAGACAGUGAUACGGCCACUCCUUGAAAAAAUCACCCUGGGCCCAUUGCCUUGUGAUGACUACUGCCCAGUUACAAAUACCCCCUUUUUGGAAAAUUGACUGAGGGUUGUGGGAUGGUGGCAAGUGCUCUAGGAUGAAACCUGUUCUCUUCACCGGCCUUGAGAAGAUAUUGUACUAUUGCUUAAUAAUAAUCCAGAGAUCAAGGAAUCAUUCCUUUUUAUUUUCAUUAUUUCACUUUGCAGCUGAAACCAGGAGGAAAAUUAUUUUCUUGUAAUGAAGUUGUGUUUCCUGAUGCAGAAUAGCGUAAAAUAUCACAGAAUAGCAUUUUCUCCUAGGAAGGGAGCAACUUAACACUUGACGUGCGGUUUGAGCUGUGAGCAGUGAUGCUUUUCUAUCUCAAAUCUUUAUUGAACAUGUCAUUUUGACCCCUUCCUCUACUUUAACAAAAAGAUUUUUACUAUUUAUCAUUUACAUCAGCUAAUUGUCUUUAAUGUUUACAGGUGUUCAAAAGUACAAUUGAGAGUUCUGGCUCUAAAAGACAUGAAGAAUUUAUUAAAGAUAAUGCAAAUAUGAAGGUACUCUUUAAACUUCCUAAAUCAAUCUUUGCUUUAAAAUACAGUAUAUAUACUGCCACUAAUUUUGAGUUAAUGGUGUUUCUAAAAACAAGAUUAUUAGCUACGUAUACUAAUGAAGCAAUAUCAGCAAAUCUCUUGUAAAAUAGUAUCUCAUAUGGAGCUACUUCAUUUUGAUUUACUAGUGCUUCUCUGUUUCUGUCGGAAAACCAUAAUUAAAGUUUCUUACAGUGGAAGUGAUGAAUUAUCUGGAUCAGUUUGCUUAUUCAUCAUUUAUGAAACUAUUGCAGGAUCAUCAGCACCAAUAUCUAAUACAAAUUUAUAAGGCAAUAGUUCAAGAAGUGCCUUGCAGCAUCAAAUCAGAAGAGUGCAGUCCUUCAGCACAAAGCCACAAACAUACCUGCCCAAAAGAUGCUCACCUUGCUUCUGUUAAGGGUGAUGCAGGUAGAAGCAGGAUUCCACAUGCGUAUCCUAAGCUGUAUACGUCAAUUCUGUGUGCAUGACCCCUAUUCCCACAACCAAACAGUUUUCAAAAGGUGUAAACUUAGCCAAGGGAUGAAAAGCCUGUUGCCAUGUAGAUGUUGUUGAACUCCAGUUCCCAUUAGCACCAGCCAGUGCAACCAGCAGUCAGGGAUUAUGGGAGUUGUAGUCUGGCAACAUAUACAGGGCCACAUAAUCCCCACCCUGGCAUAAAAAAAAUGUUCAGAAAGGGAAGUAGUGCUUCUCUGAACUGUGGGAUUUGAGAAAGCUGAUCCUCCUUCUAAAGGACUCUAUGCACACUCCUUUGGAUAAAGCAAAGAGUUUUCUUUUAACUUCUUAAGGAAACUUUUUCAUUUUGUGUUUUUUCACUGUUAAUACAUUGACUAAGCUUUGGAUCAGGCAUAGGCAAACUCGGCCCUCCAGAUGUUUUGGGACUACAAUUCCCAUCACCCCUGAGCACUGUUCCUGUUAGCUAGGGAUGAUGGGAGUUGUAGUCGCAAAACAUCUGGAGGGCAGAGUUUGCCUAUGCCUGCUUUGGAUUUUGCUUGUUGCUGUGGUGACCUGGUGUUAACAUUUACCUUUUGACUUGAUCCUAAACAUUUACACCUGUGAAUUGUAAUAUAAGCACUGAGCUCAGAUAGGUGGGAGGAGAGGGAAAGGAGGAACUGCCCUGAGAUUUGCAGAUGAAGGGCGGUAUCCAAAUUUAAUAAAUGGCUAAAAAAGGAUAAAUAUAGUACAUUUCAGGGCUCACUUUAGAGCUGCUGCAGCCUCACAAUAGCCAUGCGUGGCCACCUGUCCCUAACCCAACAUCAUAUGGUGCCAGGUGUGGGACAAGCACAGCUGUGGCUUCAAAGGAAAAAUCAGGAGGCAGACGACACUCCAGAUAAUUCAUUUGUGUUACGAUGCUGCCCUUCUGCCCGCUUCUUCCAGGCAGGACCAGUUCCAUUCAGGAACUCUUGACAGUAGCUGUAAUCCUUGCUGAAAGAAGGAUGCUGGCAUUGCACUGGGUGCCAAAUUUAAACAGCAUCCUAAUGCAAGCCCUGCAGCUUCCAGAAGGGAUCAAAACUUCAGCUGAGAGCUCCUGAGUGGAACUGAUCAUGCCUGGAAGCAUUUGGCAUGCAUUUCUGCAGAGAUCAGAUCCACCUGACAGGAGCUUGAAAGAUGGGCACACCCCACACCUGUCAAAUGCAGCCUGCAGAGGGUUGGCCCCUUUUUGUCCUAGCACGCCAGAGGAGAUGCCCUUUCCCAAAGGGCAGCCGCUGGUCAGUGGGUGACCUCUACCCGGCUGCAGGGCAGUGUGCACACUCUGAAUCAUUUAAGGACUAGACUUUGAAGCUCACAGAUGAACAUCUUGAAGUUUGUAAGCUGGAGCUCCAGGACAGCUCUUUUACAACAGAGAUCCCCCAUUGCCCUAAUGUUUACGCUAUCCCGGUUUGAAUCAUACAAGUUCUUACUCAGUUUGUGUCUUUUGUCUCCAGAACUUUGGAUGUUUUGCUCUGACUGAAUUAAGCCAUGGCAGCAAUACCAAGAACAUGCGGACUACUGCUAGAUAUGACCCGACUACGCAAGUUAGUAGCAGUGCCCUGUAAAGUUCUCUAAUAUUCUUCACUUAAUUUUUUAUUAAAAUAGGACACUGUACUUCUGAACCCAGGUAUUCUAAUCUUUUCUAUACAGUGGACCUGCAACUCAUAUGUAACCUAUUUAUAUGAUCACAAACGUAGGCUCAGGUCCAAUGAAUGAAUGAGGCACGGGAGAAUUCCAACCUGGAAAGAGCUUUUUUUAGUCCUUUGCCUUGCUGGCUAGGCUCUGAGAAGAUGGUACAAGGGCCCUGAGAUGCUUCCGGAGCCCUUGUGCAGUAAGCAGGGCGGAGGGCAAGGCCUGAUCCAGACAGGCCACUGUAUUGGGACCUGUCAUGGGAAGAGCCCUACCCUACAACCUCACAUUGCUGCUGGUAAAUAGUUUGGAAAAGAGCUCCAUGACUGUGGUGCAGUGGUAAAAAGAAAAAUGCCUCUGUGGCUUUGUUUGAAGCCUUUCUCCUAAAAUGUAUGUAUUGUUUACUCCUGUGAAACUAUUUUCCAUUGCGUUUCUGUCCUGCUCACUGAGGCUGCAGUCCUGUGCCCAUUUAGUUCAGAGAAAGCCCCGCUGAACGCCAAGUAGACAGGGGUUGUGCUGCGACAGCACAGAACAGAGGUUGUCAAUAGAUUCAUCCAACUUCAUAUUUCAGAGAAGAUAUACAGUGUGUUUAGAAUUUUCUCCCCAUCCCCCUCUUAUCAACUAUGUAGGAAUUCAUUAUUCACUCACCGGAUUUUGAAGCAGCAAAGUUCUGGGUUGGCAACAUGGGGAAGAAUGCAACUCAUGCAGUUGUCUACGCACAGCUAUAUACUCCGGAUGGCCAGUGCCAUGGAUUGCAUUCCUUUGUCGUACAGGUGAGAAUGAAUUCAUCUAAAUCUAGAAUAUUGGAAUAGGCCAAGAGCUUUUUCAUUAUCCUGGAUCAUUGGUGGCAUUUGCCUAUUACUAUUUCCUAGUUGUAAACACUUUUUGUGGAACGGUCACUUGCUAGCCUGGAAAUUGCAUAAGAUCACUCGGGCACCACUAAAGGUGUGCGGGGCGCUUAAAACGUGUCCCUCUUCAGGCAAACAUUUUUCUACUGGGUAUGAAAGGCUUGCAAGUGCCCUUUUUCUCUUUGGCCAAGCAGAAAGUAAUGUACAACCCAGUGCAAUCUCAGCAUUGCUCCCUCAGUAUGCGUUUGGACAGUAAGUUCAGAGACACUGCAGCUGUAGAUGAGCACAGCUCUGUGCUGCUGAGUCCUGUGUUACUUUAGACCCAUGAAGAUGGGGAGCAUCAUAUGCCCUUGUAGCAGAUGCAAAAAUAUUUCUCUGAAGGGCACCUGACAGUGCAAUCAUACAAUGAGCCGUGUACUGAAAGACAUUGUGAGCCCCAUAGAAGCGCCUGUGGGAAAUGUGAAGUUUGUUGUGUAUUGGGUUUUAGGUGGGUUCUCCCCACCCUAGCGCUGCAUGGUUCCCAGUUACACUUAUUUAUGUGAGAGAAAGUGAAGGGGUCUACUUAGACACCCCUCUGGUGAGUACAUUUCCCCCCAGCCUCCGAUAACCCCAGGGGAGGAGAAGUAUAUUCACUUCUCAGCUUAGGUCUUGUCCCAGUGAACUAUAUGAGAGCCCUUUAGAUCAUAGCUAUAUAAUCCAACCAGUUGCAUGCAUUGAAACAGAUGUGCACAUUUUUCUAAUUAAUUGUAUAGAGUUCUGAACCGGAACAAAAAGGUGGUUCAAUGACUUCUUGUAAAUGUUUUAAUGGAGGCAUUUGUUACAGAUCCGAGAUCCGAAAACACUUCUUCCCAUGCCAGGGGUGUUGGUUGGUGAUAUAGGUAGAAAACUUGGGCAGAAUGGAUUAGAUAAUGGGUAAGUUUGAACCAAAAUACUCUGAACUUCAAAGUAAUGUUGCAAAAGUUACAAGUCACUUCUGCAGACCUCGAGAACAGAAAUCCUAGCAUGUGCAUCGCACAGUGAAAGGACCUUCAGGUUGAUCUGUCCCAGUCUGAGAUGGUUCAAGCACAUUGCCACAUCAUUGUGCGCCAUUACAUGAAAGAGUGGAGAGAAGCUUUGGAAUCUCACAGUCAUCUCUGCUCCCUCUCAAGGAAUGAUUGCAAAACCCAAACAUGUUUUCAAAGUCAACUAAAAGAUAGUCUAAAGAGCAGAAACAUUCCAAAUUGGAGAGUGAUACAAUUAAUUCAGGACGCAGGUGGUGCUGUGGUUUAAACCACAGAGCCUAGGGCUUGCCAAUCAGAAGGUCGGCGGUUCGAAUCCCCACAACGGGGUGAGCUCCCGUUGCUUGGUCCCUGCUCCUGCCAACCUAGCAGUUCAAAAGCACAUCAAGUGCAAGUAGAUAAAUAGGUACUGCUCCAGCGGGAAGGUAAACGGCGUUUCUGUGCACUGCUCUGGUUCACCAGAAGUGACUUAGUCAUGCUGGCCACAUGACCCGGAAUGCACAGCCUAUUAUUGACAAACAUUUAACAGGUGUUCUAGAAAACCCUCAUUUUAUAGGUUGGAAGCACUGACUUGAAGAGUCUGGUCCCAAGGAUGACCGGCAAAGCUUCAAAACAAAUGCAAACCAGGUUGUGUGAGGAAGUAAACCAAGACACCGACUGGAUUAUUUGUGGAAUUUUCAUUCUAGAAAAUACGUGUUGCUCACUGUCACUUCCUUGCGUUACACUCACGCGCGUAUGCACACACACACACCCAUCACCUGCCAAGAGACAGUUGGAUUGUGCUGCACAUAGUUUUCCUGAUUGCUUCCUUUAAAUGACGCAACUAGUAAGUUGUAGCAGUGGUUACAGCUGUUAAUGGGGAACAGUCCCCUCCUGCAAUGUUUCCAUAUUUUCCCCUGAGCCUUCACAUCUCCAGGGAGGCCUAUAACCAGAACUGAAAUGUAAGAAUGAUAGAGUUAAGUCACAUGGAGCCAACCCGGUGCCUCCAGAUGUUAAACUCCCGUAGCCCCAGCCACAUGACCAGUGGUCAAGGAUGAUGGAACUUGUAGUGCAACAGGACCUGUUGACUGCAACUGAAAGUGCCCCAUGCAGCGUGAACCUUCUCAGGAGUUCCCCUGCAGCUGUUAUUCUGAAAGGAGAAGCAGACACACUAAAUGCAUUCAUGCAUUUAACAUCAUGUCUGCUCUUGGUUCUGUGAAACUAAUAACUGUCUCUGUAUUCAGCAUUUGAUUUAUACAGCUCAUCGGAUGUGCAGGUGUUAUCUCUUAAUACAUUCUUUUUGGAUUGUCAGCUUUGCAAUGUUCCACAAUGUCAGGAUACCGAAAAGGAACUUGCUGAACCAAACCGGAGAUGUCACAGCUGAGGGAGCGUAUGCAAGUGCCUUCAAGGUAUGAAUUGUGCUUAACUAACUUCCGUGUGCUUAAUGCAAAACUUAAUUGCUCUUAACUAAGGAUUCCUUUUAUUGCCUAAUCUGUUUAGUUCUUCCUCACAUGCUCUCCAGAGUUUAUCGCAGUAUAAUUAAGAACAUAAACACAAUAUUAUACUUUGAAUGUUAACACUUGGUGUACUUGGGGAGAAUUUUCUGGGUACAAAAUGUUCAAACAGAUCCUUAAAGCCUUUCUGCUUAUCCUAUCUUAUUUCUCUAGGAUCGCAAGCAGCGCUUAGGAGCUUCUCUUGGUGCUUUGUCCAAUGGAAGAGUUAUGAUUAUAUCCAUGUCUGUGGUCAAUUUAAAGCUCGCCAUAUCAAUAGCGAUUCGCUUCUCAGCUACCCGGCGCCAAUUUGGACCAACAGAUGAUGAAGAAAUACCUGUUCUUGAAUACCAAAUGCAGGUGAAAAUCUAGAGUGCUCCUUAAAAGCCUGAAGUGCUAGAUUUUGCACCCAGUGAGACUCCUAAUUAAGCAUAAGUCUUAGACAUAGGCCAGUGGGUCCUCCUUUAACAUAUAACACCUUAAAAACAAACAUCCUUCAUGAACAAGGAUAACUGUUUUGUUGGAACUGGAUGGUGGCUCCUUGUUAAAUGAGGAGGGAUGCUUUUGUUUUGCUAUUUGGAGUUUUAAAAAUCCUGGCUCAGAAAAAUCCAAAGUAGUGCUUGCGGAGGAGGGCUGCAGGGGCAGGAUAAAGCAGGAUUGUAAUUUUUUUUACAUGCCACUGAUUUGACUGGGUUGUGCCAUCCACUCUGGGUGGCUUCCAGCAAAUUAUAAAACCACAGUAAAACAUCACACAUUAAAAACUUCCCGAUACAGGGCUACCUUCAGAUGUCUUCUAAAAGUCAGAUAAUUGUUUAUUUCCUUGACAUGUGUGGGAGGGUGUUCCACAGGGCAGGUGCCACUACCAAGAAGGCCCUUUGCCUGACUCCCUGUAACCUCACUUCUUGCAAUGAGGGAACCACCAGAAGGCCCUCAGAGUGAUCGAUCACUGAAAGAAGGUUAAGAAAAUUACCACUUUUACAAAGGGGACAAAAAUGUCUCCUCUGUGUGUUUUUAAAGUGUUUUAAAAGGAUGUGUAUCUCUCAGUUUUUCCUCAUGCAAAUUUCAUUUUUCUUCCAGCAAUGGCGCUUGCUGCCGUAUUUAGCAGCCACCUAUGUCUUAGACCAUUUCUCCAAAAUGCUGUUCAUAAACUCCAUAGAAUUCCACAUAGGCCUCCUCAUGAAGGACAAAAGUCCACAGCAGGUAAGGUUUUGUCAGUAAUUCUUCGUUAUAAGCCAUUGCGUGGGAAAUGAGUUGGUCCAUUAUUGGACUGGCAGGAUUCAAGCAUCGCGCUGUCUGAAGAGUGUACCUAUUCUGCUCACCAGAGGGUUCUAAAUGCUUCGCAGCCCAGAACAUGGCAACUUGCACCCCAAUUUCAUGAUAGGAAAACAGUAACUGUAUUGCCAGCUGUGGGAAAAUGCACAGCACUGUUACCUUUCUGAAUAUGAGUAAAACACCCAGUUCUGUAUGCACAACAAAUUUCACAAAUAUAGCCUAUUGUUUCUUCAGUGCCUUGUUUUUACGUAUAUAAAGGGUUUUUUUUAUUAAUGUGAAAUCAAAAAUACAGUUAAUAAAGUACAUAAUCAAAGUUACACAACAUAGGAGCAGUACAAAGGUUGUAUUUUCCAAAUAAAUAGUGAGAAGAUAAUGCAGUAAAGAACACAUCAUGAAAGCCAAAUUUUAUUAUUCGUUUGGGGAAGAGCAUCUUGUAAUAUCUGAAUUACAUUUUAAUUAACUGUGAAACAGGUUGUUUAUUUUUGUUUAUCUUUAAACAUUUUAAAUUGUUCUUAAUGAUACAUUUAAUAUUCUUGUAAACUGCCUAGAGGUUUUACCGUAUUACAAUCAAGCGGUAUCUAGAUUUUGUUAAAUAAAAGAAAUAGUUGAAACACGUUAGUCUUGGUUUACCUCAACUGAAUCUCCUCCUCUUUUACAUUCCUUCUGUUCUUCCCCCAUGCAUCUUUCAUUUAUUCUUUAAAACACAUCACUUGUAAGCAUGAAGGAGGGGCACCGUUGUUGCUAGGGUUUUAAUUUCUUUUAACUGCAUCUAUAAAUUUAAUAGUACAGUAAUUUUACAGUUGAGCCCUUUUCGGGGGAGGGAGGUGUUGCGUGUUCUAAAUGCACAGGCACUGAGGUGUAUUCUCUAAAGAGCAGGAAAUUGCUAGUAUGUUUGUUGGUAAUCCUGCUUGUGCAGUUCCCACAGUUGUUGGCAGUGCUUUUUUUUCUAAAAUAAUCUUUAGGGGUACUCUCAUUUUCCUACUCAUAUUGAAAUACUGCCCCUCAUUGAGGCCAAACUUAGAUUCACAAAAUGUUGAGGGGUAUAUGUACCCCCAAGUCCCCCCCAGAAAAAAGCACUGGUUGUUGGUAACGCAGAAGCCUGCGCAAAGAGGCUUAGAGUUGAGCAUUUACGUCAGGGGUCAGCAACCUAAGGCCCAUGGACCACAAGCAGCCCACAGGGGUUGUUUAACUGGCCCACGAGCCAAACCGAGCCGCUCGCUUGGCGAGUUCCCGCGUGUUGCGCUAAACCAGCAUGGGGUGGGGAGUUUCUUUCACAUUGCUGGAAAUUGUGUCUGCGCAUGCGCAGACACCGGAAAUCACGUCUGUGCAGAUGCCGAAAAUCGCGGGUGCGCACCCACACGAUCCGGCCCACAGAGGGAUCUCCGCUGGAGUGAACCAGCCCGGGCGAGGUAAACCUUGCCAACCCCUGAUUUACGUCCUUGGCCUCUGUCAUAGCUGCUCUGCUCUGUGCUGAAGUGUUCUAUUAUUCAUUGUUCGUUCUGGUUCUACAAGGCGGAACUCGGGCGUGAAAUCCAUGCUUUAUCUACUUCGGGGAAACCGCUGGCCUCCUGGCUGACUCAACAAGGAACCCAGGAAUGCAGAGAAGCUUGUGGAGGACAUGGCUAUCUGGCCAGUAAGUGAACUUGACAGAUAAUUGUUUCCCAUAAUUGUCAGUAAGUGGUUUUAUAAAAUUUAAAUCACAAGCACAGCUCACUGAUACAAGGUCCCUACGUGUUAACUGUUCUUUCCAAAAGUGAAUCGGCUGGGUGAUAUCCGUAACGACAACGACCCAAAUUGCACCUAUGAAGGAGACAAUAAUGUUCUGCUACAGCAAACUAGCAACUACUUAUUGGGCUGGAUGAAUGCCAAACACCAAGGUUAGUAUGUAGAACUUGGAAUGUUGCACUGACUCAGAAGCCCACCAAGUGGGUACGGGGUAAAACUGCCAGCAGAUGCAGUUGUGUGUUUGCAAAGUUGAACUACUGCAUUCCUAGCAGUGUUUCCUGUUGAAAUGGUGGUCAGCGCUCAAGCACCCUGUUUUUAGCUAUUCUUAGUACUGUUUUGGGUCACAAUGACCUUACUUGAACUCUUAAUUUGAGUUCAUUGGACUCCGUAGAUGCAAAUGUGAGUGUCUUUGACAGUUUUAAUUUUAGAGAUGAGAGAAACCUCCCAAUCAGAAACUGAAAUAUUUCCAAAAAAGCAGUGUAAGCAGAAAUCCAGAAGUCCACAGUUGGGUGAUACCUUUUUUGAGAACGGACCCAAAAGUUAUAAGCUAGGCUUUGUUUUCUCAAAGAGUGUGUGUAACCUGCUAUCAAGUAGCACCUGGUAUGGGCUUAACUCAGCCUGUGGUCUUUGUUUGAACAAGCUUGGUUUUUCCUCCUCUCACUGUUUUGCAUAACAGCUUGCCAUAUUUUUGUGACCUUUUUGCUUGAUUUUGAUAAAGGCAAUACCCAACUGUGAGCUUUGCGGUCUUGAUGUAUUUUAGAUGUUUCUCAUGGAAUCUGGUUCAAGACCUAGCUUGGACCCCAUCCUUGUUCCUUCUGGCAGGUUUUGGACUUUCACUGAGGGUGACCUGUAACUUUGCUGCCUCACAACUAAGCAUGCAUCUCAGAAUAGGCACAUCCUGCAGAAAGCAUGAUUUUUAACACACAUUGGUGUGGGCACUUAAUUAGCACCCAUAAUAUUCUGUGGUUUGGGAACCUGGGUCAACUCUUCUUGAACUCAUCCCAAGCAGAAUAAAAACAAGGUACUCAGUGUGAAACAGUAGUCUGUGCUCCCUGGUGCCCUCAAACAACAGAACAGCAGUCUAAUUGUCAUGUGAGAAUGCCAGGGAGGGCUGACUACUGUUUCACGCUGAGUACCUUGUUUUUAUUCUGCUUAGGGUGAGUUCAAGAAGAGUUGACUCAAGUUCCUAAACCAAUUAACUUAAAACGUAAUUUGAAUGUGAUGCAAUUAGGCUAAGGAGUGCACAGUUGUGCAUCAUGUGCAAAGUACAGGUUAAUAGAGGUUGUUUUUAAGGCUUCCAACUUAGAAAUAAAAGGGCCGUGUCUCAGAAGCAUAGAUGUGUUAAAGAGUUUGCUUGGUUGAAGUUGGAGAAAUGGGGGAAAUAGCUUAAUCAGAUUAGCCAUGCUGAAUGCACCGAUGAGCAGAUUUUUGACUUGCAUUGACUUUCAAAGCCAUUAGUGCGUAGACAUUAACACACUUUGACUUGGUAUUUAGUUUUUGUAUCAUUGGCAUUUCAGACAAAGGUCCUAUUACUUCACCAUUGGGAUCGGUAGAUUUUUUGGAAGACUGUGAUCAUAUUCUCUGCCAGAAGUUCACAGUGUCAAAUGUUCAAGACUGCAUGGAUUCUUCUGGUAACUGUUCAAAUUGCAUCUCUUGUCAUGUGCUUAUAAUUUUGAGUGUGGCCCCUUUCCCCUACAAACCAUUGACUAUUCUUCCUUUCAGGGCUUGCGAUUAAGUCCUUGUGCAUUCUCUCUUCCCUUUAAUUCACACACCAGCCCCCUGGGGUUGUUAUGGCAAGUACCAGUUUAGAGGGUGGGUUGCUAGAGGAAGAAGGUUGUCCCAUCUUGGAGACAGUAGAAUGGGAGGGAACCUCUUGACAAAAUAAAUUUUAAGUUCUUUUGUAGAGAUUGACUGAGAUUUUGAUGACUGGAGCUUUAUGCCAUAUGUUACAGUGGAAACGAAACUCUGUGAGGAGAGAAUGGGCUUGAGGCAUGGGAACAAGAGAGCAUGUAAAUCAGCAGGGAAAAUGGGACCUGUGGGCGGAUGAUGCCUGGGAAAGACGUUCAGUACAGAUGAUGUUGUUAGUGAUGAACAUGAGAGUAGAGAGGAUGCUGCUUUGGAGAUGAAGGAGAAUACAGUCUUACAUAGGAAAAAUGGGGCUUUGAAGUGCUCAUGAAUUAGUUCACUAGCCUUAAAUAGAAGUAUCAAAAAAAGAAAGUCUAUCCUCUAUUAGUUGGUAUAAUGCGAAAUUAUUUCUUCUGUCUUUAUAUAUAUAUAUAUGAACAGCAAAUUGUUGGGGUGGAGCAGAGGAAGGACAGCUAAGUUUCAGCAGCAAAAUAUUUAAUUUUGUGGAUGCUUUUCAACCUUAUUUCUGCAAAACGCAGACUGUGCAUUACAGAAACUCAGAUUCUGAUGCAAACUAUCAGCAUUAUUUGCAGUCUGCUUUAUAAGGAUUUAUUAUUAUUCUUAUCUGGAAUGAAAACAUUAAACCUUUGACAUUUCUUUUUUCAGUACUUCUGAGAGGAUACAAGUGGCUGGUUUGUUACUUGCUCCAAGAGAGUUUCCAGAAGCUGAGAAACCAAGAAAAAUGUGGUUGCAAUGAAUUUGAGGCUAGGAACAACAGUCAGGUAAACAAAUUGUAUGAUUUUAUGUUGCGGAGCAAUUUCAUGCACGGGGCUAUUUUAAUGGACGUUGCCCUUUUCCGCUGCCUCUCCCCUACACAUACGCACUAUACAUUGCACACUUCCUUUCACAAAAAUAUGAAAAGUAAAGCACCUAGGACCUCAAACUCAGCUGGAGCUAAAGUUCAUGCUUUGUUGUGCAGCAACUAAGCUAAAAAGAAUAAACCCUGCCGUCAGGCUUACAGCCAAAUAACCUCCUGCAUGCAUUUUUUACUUUAAAAGAAAUAACUAGUGAGAUUAACACCAAGUGGUGGAAAAUGUGAUCUAGACAUCAGGAGAUUUCUUGUGUAAUGAGCCACAACCUUCUUUCUCCCAAAUGCUGGGCUGAAACCUUAUGGAAUGUGUCCAGGGCACCCAAGUCCUGCAUUAAGUUUUGUGUCCAGGCAGUAACAGUUCCUUCCCUCUCUAUGACAACAAUAAUAAUUCAGAUCCAUGCCCACUAUGCUGUUGCCUUUCCUAAGAGCUCAUCCAAACUUGAGGCAGAAAGAUUCCAGUGAAUAUGGGAACAGGGAUGGAUUUAGGGCUUUGCAAGCGAUGCUCAUGCACUGGGUGCUGAGCCAAGGGGGCACCAUCUCAGAGCCCAGUAAGUGAGGGACUGGGCUUUAGGAAGGAGGCACAGGGCUCUGAGAAGGUCCUAGGGUCCUCCUGCCUUUUUCCCAAAGCCUAGUUAGCACUUCCCAGCUUUGGGAAGGAGAUGGGAGGGCUCUAGGACCCUGCCAGAGCCCUGUGCCUCCUUUCCCAAACCCAGUACCUCACUUAGCCAGCUUUGGGAAGGCAGUGCAAGGGCGGGGGCACCAAAUUUUGGCCUCACACAUCGUGCUAUAGUACUCAAGUCUGCCACUGGUGGGAAACGAGUAUGACAAAAGCCUUUGGAAGAGAGUCAAAGGUAGAGAAGAGGUGCUGAGGACGGUUACGAGUGAGUGUGGCUCAGGGUUGCUCCAUCAGGAAGAUAACAGAGAAGGAGCAGAGCAUGAGAAAAUAGCAGGAGCAGAAAAAAGUCCAGGGUUUGGACUGCCUCCAAAAUGCCCAGGAGCUCCAGUGCCUGAAUGGGCAUGUCAAAUAGUGGGGGUAAGUCAGGAAUGGAUACUAGCGAAAAAAGGGGAAAGUGGGUCAUGGUGGCAGACCAAUCCAAAUUAAGGGUUCAUGAAGCUAGAGGUUGGAAAUGGACGUUUCUAAAGAGCUGGAGGGACCAAUAUUAUCACUUGGUUAUGAUGGUUCAUCCUAGUUUAAUAUUUGCCAAGGUACCUACAGUGUAUUAAAUGCAGCAGAGAGUCCCACAGUGCUGUUACUCAUUGAGGUACCACAGGGCUUCCUUGUUUGCUGCAACAGACUAACACCAUGUGAUGUACCCCUGGAGGCAGGAUCUCAAGGCCUUCCCAACCAGAACUCCAGAGACAGUGGCCUCGUUCUCAGGCCCAACCACUGUAAGGAAGCUCCGGGGGAGGAACAAGAGAAUUGCAGAUAACAGAUUAGUGAUGAAAGUUGCAAGACAUGAUGCCCAACCUUGCCUCAUAUUACAGAAGUGUCACGACCCGUCUUGCAUACCUGUCCCCCUGAAAUCGCAUGAGAGAUGUUCAGCUGGGGUGCAGUCGUGUUGAGUUCUAUAUAUGCCACCAACAUUCCUUCACACAGUUGCUUCAGAGUACAAUCUGCAUCACUUUUAUGCAGCACAGAUUGCCCUGAAGGAUACAGAGAGGAUAGUAAGAAUGGGCCUUUCAACUUCUUUUUGGGUGCCUUUUACUUAACUAUUGCUUUUGAACAGUUAGUAAUCUUUGCCUGGAUUUGUAGCUAUGGUUGAAUUUUUCUUUCUUUCUUUUUUCAAGGUGUACUAUUGUCGUUCUUUAGCUAUAGCAUUUAUUGAGCACACUGUUUUGCAAAGAUAUCAUGACUACGUUCACAGUUCCAACACACCAGCUAGCCUCCAGCCGGUACUGAAGAAUAUAUGUUCGCUGUAUGGAUUAUGGUCUUUAAAUAAGCACAUGUCAGUGCUCUACCAAGGUGAGAUCAACAUUCUGCCUACAUGGUAAAAUUUAGAAUCUGCAAACACUUCAAGGCUCUUGCAAAUUUACUACUGCAUUUAAGUAAGUAAGUUGAGCCACCCAGUGUAGUUUCUGCACCAAGGAAGCAGUAAAUGUGUUAUACAGUCUUACAGCUCUGGUCUUUUAGCCCCAGUCCUCUUCUACUGCACAGCUUGGGGGAGCUUUGUUUUAAGAUACAAUACUGAAUUUCCUAAACAUUUUCAUCUGACAUCUAGCCUCUUACAAAACUUUCCUUAAGCUGUGGAGUGCAAUCUUCUUAAAGGCAAAACUAGCAAGGUAACUAAAGGCCCCAUCUGCACUGCACAUCUGAAGCAGUACCAUACCACUUUAAACAGCCAUGGCUUCCCUCAAAGCAUCCUGGGAAUUGUAGUUUAAGUGUGCUGAGAGUUACUAGGGAAACCCCAUUCCCAUCACACAGCUACAGUUCCCAGAGUUCUCUGGGAAGAGGGAUUGAUUGUUAAACCAUUCUGAGAAUUGUAGCUCUGUGAGGAGAAUAGGAACUCGAAGGUAGAAAACAAAGUUUUUGCCUUAUCUCUGUCUGUUCCUCCCAGGACUGUGGCUGACCACGGCCAGCUCAGCUUUGGCACUCGGCAGUAUUCUUCGCUUUCCAGAGAGCCACAGUGAGGCACUUGGACACCAGAUUCCAAGUCCUCUUCCCAUUCAGCCAUGAAGGGGAAACCUGCUCACUUUUAGAUAACAUUCUUCAUACCCCACAGAUCUAGGAGAUUUUUUGAUCCAAAAUGAGUCAUUUAGCUUCAUUAUCAUGGUAAAUAUCUUUCAGGUGGCUACAUUUCAGGUGCAAAUGCUGGCAGAUUUGUGCAAGAUGCAAUUCUAGAACUGUGUUCAAAGGUAUGUUCCCGAUUGGUUUAAAUAUUAUGCUGAGUAACCUGUAGACUAAGAGUGAUGCUUUUAUUUGGAAGUUGGCAUCCUGGCUGGCAAGAGCAUACUCCUGUCCUGGGUCCAGGGGCAGCAGGAGCCCCAGACUCUGAGCUUCCUUUAAACAAAAAGUGCAAGUCUCUAGCCUCUAGAUUGAAAUCUAGGAAGUAAAAUGUGUGGGCAUCAUUCAAAGCAAUUGGUUUGCAAGGUAUAUGAGCCUACUCUUGCCUUUCGUUGUUGUUAGCUUAUGAGUGAAGUCAGAGCUGUGAUUGAUGAGCACGACAGAGAAAUUCAGCCCCAAGGGAAGACCCCAAAAUGACCUGGGACAUCCUUCUUAAUGUUUUAUUUUUAAGGAAACCCCCAAAAUAGUUGAGCUUUUUUUACGCUUGAUUCCUGCAUUGCAGGGGGUUGGACGCGAUGGCCCAUGAGGUUCUAUGAAAAUGAAAAUUGGAGAAGAUUAUGGAGCUAUCCAUAUUAUAAAUCUGAAACUGCUGGCUGUUAGUGGCUUGCCAAAAUAGUUAUGCUACAGCUCUGUAGUUUAUUGCUUGUUGUAGAAACCUAAUCAGAAUACCCAGUUUCUAGUCUAACUUUUUUUCCUGCGCAGCUGAAGCAAGAGGCUGUGGCUUUGGUAGAUGUGAUUGCUCCUCCGGACUUCAUUCUCAACUCGCCAAUUGGCAGGGCUGAUGGAGAGGUAAACAAAUCUUUUUGCAAAGCUCUGACUCAGGUUUACCGUGACUCUUUAUGAACUUUGUGUUUUCAAUAUUUGUGCUUUGUCGUGUCACAGUUAGAAACUGUGUGUGUGUUUGGGAGUGGCAGAAAGGGAAGACCAGCAGUCUGGCAGCAUGAAUAUAUGUUGCAUUCUUCUGAUGCUGGAAAUAAAUUCACUCCAGACUGCACAUUCCAGCCUUUCUGAUCCUUGAGUUUGAGGCACCUCUGCUUGGGGAAGGUAACCAUUUUAGAAGAGGUGUCCAGGAAACCGUUCCACCAGGCCAAAGUAAAUGAAGUAACUUAACAAACUGAAGAACUUUGACUGUAAGCACAGGCUACAGAGGAAACCAUAUGAUGUGCUCACCAGCUCUUUGAUAAUCUCGGAACCUGACUACAUUGUUCAGACUCUGCAGCUCAAUUCAAUUUAGCCAUAAUGUUCUUUUGAAAUGAUUCAUCUGUUUAUUUACUCUAAACAUUGGUCUUCUCCUGAUGCCUUGAUACCCACAAGUGGGCCCUAGCACAAGCUGUGGUGGGGUCACCAUUCCCUCUUUUUUAUCUAGCUUUUGGGGAUUUUAAGGAGAGAGGCAGAAAUAUGAACGGAAAAUAAUAUAGUGCAGCUGACUUUCAGGUUUGGUGUGUUGUGCGACAAGCACACAGAAUACAAUGAGAUUGAGUGUUUGGGGGGAAGGCUCGGUUAAUUUCAUUGUACACUGGUUGUACAUUGACAAUAGAGGUAUUAUUAUGAUUAUGAAGUUGAGAAACCCUGAGAAAAAGAGUGAGGGAAGGCAGAGCUCUUUUCCUUUCAUUUGCUGCAUAGAAAGGAGAAUUUUAGCAGGAAUUUUAGCCUCUGCUGAGCGGCACCUGCCAGACUUCUCUAUUGUGUUGGGUCACCCUAGAAAAGAGAUAUGGGCAAAUGUAAAGACACAGGGAAACUAUUAAAUGAAGGUCUCAUUGUGCCUCCUUGAGAUCAAGGUCACACUGCUGCAAAGACUGAACAUUUUGGAAAUGAAUGCUGUUGCUGAAACUAUUUCUGUUUUUCUCCCCCUCCAGCUGUAUAAAAACCUGUGGAGCACCGUUCUUCAAGGCAAUAAGGUGUUGGAGAGGCCGUCCUGGUGGUCAGAAUUUUGUACUAAUAAACCUGUUGUAGGUAGGCUAAGAUCAAGAAUGUAAAUGUAAAUUGGAGAGGCCCAGCAAGGGCGUGGAUAAUAAAUCGUAAUCUGAAAUUAUUAGUUAAAGGAUCAUGUUAAUUUUUGUGAAGGAAAGGCCUUUGAAAUAGGAUUUCAGCCCAUUUCCAUGACUACUGGCACAGUGAGGGACAGUGCAGCCCAGUUUACACGUUUCCCACCUGCGUCAGUCAGUCAGGAUUUGCGGAAAUGAAGUCACUUUAAAAUGGGCUGCUACUCAGAGCCUGAAGUGGCCAUGAUAGUUGAAGUCUGGAUUCCAGGUAUGGAAAUAGCUAUAACAAAUUGAAGGAAAAUUAUACCUUUGCAAAGUCAGCAGUGUGCUCUGUUCAUGUAAACUUAUGUAGUUCCCUUAGAGUUCCUGCAGAGGGCAUGCACAAUUUAAGUCAAAGACCUAAAACAAGUUCACUCUCCUGGAAUACAGAGCAGAUGAGGACUUUCUAACUUUGAUUAAUUGUCAUAUCUUGUACAUCUGUAGUCAAAUGUUUUUAUAGUUUCUUGUUUAAUUCAUGGUCUAAUUGAAGUUAGUGAAAAUAUUGAACUUUAUAUCACCUUACCAACAGUCUGCACUUUUUAUCCGCACUUUUUAAUUUUAAGUGUAAGUUGGUGUCAGAAAAUCCUAAUCUGUGAAAGGUAAACAUAAUAUAUAUUAUACCUGCUACAUAUUUUGGGGAAAAUGUUUUGUGCUGACAAGAUACAGCAAAUGUUAACAAUGAUGAAUAAAAUAGUUUUAUUUUAUAUGCAUUUUUUUAAUCCAUAAAAUUAGUGAACAUUUCUACUUUAAUUUUCUGCUACACUAUUGGUUCCCUUUAAAAGGAUAAAAAUGCUGAAAAUAAAAAAGCAGUUUGAAGU